AUGAUGACCUGGGUCGUUCCCAUGUGUCGCAACUUUGUUAUACAUUUGUACAACAAGUGUGCACAUCACUUCAACAAGAAGUUGUAUAACUUCCCAUCAGCUUCCAGAGCACCACCAGAGGCAUACUUUGCUCUUUGUUAUGCAGUUCCAGCACAUGUGGAUAGAUCGGCGUGCCGGUACUCAGUGUCAUGGACAGUCAACCGUGAAAGUGAUGCCACAGAAGACAUCAGCCCAGUGUUGGGUUCAUCUUUUGUGGAUGUUACAUUGCGAGUCUCUGUCCGUGGUGCUGCAGGUACCGUCACUGCCUGGGUUCCUACCAAUCUUCAUGGCUCCACAUGUGCUUAUAAUGGCAUACCCAAUAUCGGAACUGUUUUCACAUAUUCCCAGCGUGUCGCUGAUGCCUACUGUCAAAUUGAUGAGUUGGCACAGUGGAAAUUAUGUGGUGACGAAGAAGUAGUGGAGUUUGUGACCCCUGGUGAUGGCUCCUAUUCGUCAGCAUGUUUGUUUGUUUGA
Molecule: messenger RNA, 513 nt
Organism: Pleurotus ostreatus (oyster mushroom)
Lineage: Eukaryota; Fungi; Basidiomycota; Agaricomycetes; Agaricales; Pleurotaceae
Exons: 3
Coding region: 1-513 (170 amino acids)
Source: RefSeq, a predicted model, not a curated record